AUGACUGCAGCAACUAAAAGCAGAGCAUUAGAGUUUUUAAAAUUUGUAAAUUCUUGUCCCACUCCUUAUCAUGUUACAAAAAACUUGGCCGAGUACUAUAAGUCUCAUGGGUUUCACUACCUCAGUGAGAAACAGGAUUUUGGUUCCCUAUUGGAAACAGGAAAGUCUUACUAUGUAAUUCGUAAUCAAUCUAGUGUUGUUGCAUUUAGUGUCGGUGGAAAAUGGAAACCAGGUAAUGGUUUUUCCAUUGUUGCUACUCACACAGAUUCACCUACUUUACGCUUGAAACCCAAGUCAAAAAAAUCUGCGAAUGGAUACAUGCAAGUAGGUGUGGAACAGUAUGGUGGUGGAAUUUGGCAUAGCUGGUUCGACCGAGACCUUUCUUUGGCUGGUCGUGUAAUGGUACAAGAAAGAGAUGGUCGUAUUGUACAACAUAACGUGCAUAUCGAUCGUCCCCUUGUCCGAAUUCCAACAUUGGCUAUUCAUUUGGAUCGUACUGCAAACGCAUCCUUUUCCUUUAACAUGGAAACAGAAUUUACGCCGCUCCUAGGCCUUGAAAAUGAGUUGUCGAAGGAGGAAAUAUCUGAAGACAAUGAAGAAGCUCAUCAUCCAGCUUUACUCUCACUCAUAGCUCGUGAGCUUGGCUCGGAUGUAUCACCAAAAAGCAUUGUCGACUUUGAAUUAAUCUUGGGAGAUUAUGAAAAAGCUCGCCUUGGAGGUAUUAAUGAAGAGUUUGUUUUCUCUCCACGUUUGGACAACCAGGGUAUGACAUUCAGUGCUUCUCGUUCCUUGAUUGGCUCUCUUUCGGAAAAUUCUUUGGAAAACGAUGACUGCAUUCGUGUAGUUGCUUCCUUUGACCAUGAGGAAAUUGGUUCUGUUUCCGCCCAAGGUGCCGAAAGUAACUUCCUUCUUUCGGUCCUCGAACGCUUAUCCGGAAGCAGUGAGAAAUUUUAUACCUGCAUGAGAUCUAGCUUCCUUGUUUCCGCAGAUAUGGCGCAUGCUAUUCAUCCCAAUUAUGCUUCUAAAUAUGAGUCUACAAAUUCUGCCGAGCUUAACAAAGGAACAGUGCUCAAGAUCAACGCUAAUCAGAGAUAUAUGACAAACUCUCAUGGGAUGGCAAUUAUGAAACGAGCUUCUCAAUUGUCAAAGGCUCCUUUUCAAGUUUUUGUGAUUCGAAAUGAUUCCCCAUGUGGUAGUACUAUUGGUCCCAAAUUGGCCGCAAUGACCGGUAUUCCCACACUCGAUCUUGGCAACCCAAUGCUCUCUAUGCAUUCAUGCAGAGAAAUGUGUGGAACGAAGGAUUUCGAAUACUCCGUUCAACUGCUGUCUGCAUUCUUCCAAAAUUUCUCAGACAUGGAGAAAAGCAUCGUUAUUGACGAGUAG
Schizosaccharomyces osmophilus is the source of this 1383-nucleotide messenger RNA. It is a transcript of the gene ape4, whose product is annotated as aspartyl metalloaminopeptidase Ape4. Gene Ontology annotation, molecular function: aminopeptidase activity; zinc ion binding. The record is from RefSeq and is a predicted model, not a curated record. Gene Ontology annotation, cellular component: fungal-type vacuole. The transcript has 2 exons. NCBI's taxonomy places the organism in Eukaryota, Fungi, Ascomycota, Schizosaccharomycetes, Schizosaccharomycetales, Schizosaccharomycetaceae. The coding region runs from base 1 to 1383 and encodes 460 amino acids. Gene Ontology annotation, biological process: proteolysis.